Molecule: messenger RNA, 4491 nt
Organism: Oryctolagus cuniculus (rabbit)
Lineage: Eukaryota; Metazoa; Chordata; Mammalia; Lagomorpha; Leporidae
Gene: TTC7A
Product: tetratricopeptide repeat domain 7A
Biological process (GO): protein localization to plasma membrane; phosphatidylinositol phosphate biosynthetic process
Cellular component (GO): plasma membrane
Molecular function (GO): protein binding
Source: RefSeq, a predicted model, not a curated record
CCGGCUCGCCGGAGCCGAGCCACGCCCCUGAGGGGGUGGAGCAGCGGCCAGGGGCGGGUCCGCAGCUGGCGGCGCCCUGGCCUGGGGCGGGGGCUGUGGCAGCAGCUGCAGCAGCGGCGGCGGCAGCAGCGCCAGGAGGUGCUGCAGCAGAGGCGGAGGCUGCUCCUGGAAGCGUCUGCGCCGCGCAGCCGGAGCCACAGCCCGGAGGCGUCGGGAGGUGCGCUGGGUGCUGCUGUCGCUGCUGCUGCCGCUGUUGCCGCCGCCGGCCCGCCGCCGCCCGGGCCCCCGCUGCCACCGGGGCCCCGGCUGCCGCCUGCGCCCCCGUCGACCCCGCCCGCGUGUGCGCCCCAGCCGGGACGCCGCCCCCGGCCGGGUCUCCACUUCUCUGGGGCGCCUCCUAUGACAGCGCCCGCUCGAAGAUGGCUGCGAAGGGCGCGUACAGCUCCCACCUGAAGGUGGAGGGCGAGCUCGAGCGCUGCCGCGCCGAGGGCCACUGGGACCGCAUGCUCGAACUGGUCCGGCAGCUGCAGGCGCAGGGCGUGCCCGGCGGCGGAGGCCGGCGAUCCAGCCCCAGCUCCAGGCUCGUCUCUCUAGACACCGAGGACUUUGGGAAACUGCUGCUCGCCGAGGCCCUCCUGGAGCAGUGUUUGAAGGAAAACCACGCCAAAAUAAAAGACUGCAGCCCUUUGUUGGAGAAGAAUGAACAGAGAAUGAGUGAAGCCAAGAAUUAUCUGAGCAGUAUCCUGACCCACGGGAGGCUGCCGCCGCAGUACAUGUGCGAGGCCAUGCUAAUCCUGGGCAAGCUGCAUUACGUGGAGGGCUCGUACCGAGACGCCAUCAGCAUGUAUGCCCGCGCCGGCAUCGACGGCAUGUCCAUGGAGCACAAGCCCCUGUAUCAGAUGCGGCUGCUGUCGGAGGCUUUCGUCAUCAAAGGUAGGUGUGGGUGCCCGCCGGGGCUUCUGGCCACCACCCUUGGCGUUCCGUGUUGCUCCCUGUCUCCUGCUCUCUACUCUUUCCAGCAUGCCUCCAGCUUCUUGGGGGAACACAGUCCUGGUGGUCAGAGGUCCUGCCGGGGAGGCCUCUCCUUAGAACGCCUUCCCAACUCCAUCGCCUCGCACUACCGCCUGACCGAGAGGGAGGAGGAAGUGAUCGCCUGUUUCGAGAGGGCCUCCUGGAUCGCUCAGGUGUUCCUGCAGGAAUUGGAAAAGACCACAAGUAAUAGCACAUCCCGGCAUCUGAAAGGCUCUCACCUGGCCGACUACGAGCUCACCUACUUCCUGGAAGCAGCCCUGCAGAGCGCCUACGUGAAGAACCUGAAGAAGGGGAACAUCGUGAAGGGCAUGAGAGAGCUCCGGGAGGUUCUACGCAUGGUGGAGACCAAAGCCACGCAGAACUUCAAAGUGGUGGCGGCCAAGCACCUGGCGGGGGUCCUGCUGCACUCCCUGAGUGAGGAGUGCUACUGGAACCCCCUGUCCUACCCUCUGCCUGAGUUCAUGAACAAGGAGGAGAACGCCUUCGUCACACAGGCCCUGCGGAGACCGCAGCUCUACGAAGGAGACAACCUCUACUGCCCAAAGGAUAACAUUGAGGAAGCCCUCCUGCUGCUGCUCAUCAGCGAGUCCAUGGCAACUCGGGACGUGGUGCUGAGCCGGGCGCCUGAGCAGGAGAAGGACCGCACGGCCAGCUUGCACAACGCCGCGGCCAUCUACGACCUCCUGAGCAUCACGCUGGGCCGGAGGGGCCAGUAUGCCAUGCUGUCCGAGUGCCUGGAGCGAGCCAUGAAGUUUGCAUUUGGAGAAUUCCACCUUUGGUACCAAGUGGCCCUCUCCAUGGUGGCUUGUGGGAAGUCGGCCCACGCUGUGUCGCUGCUGCGGGAGUGCGUGAAGCUGCGGCCCUCCGACCCCACCGUGCCCCUGAUGGCUGCCAAGGUCUGCAUCGGGCCCCUGCACUGGCUGGAGGAGGCGGAACGCUUUGCCAUGAUGGUGAUCAGCCGUGGGGAGGAAGCCGGGGAGUUCCUCCCCAAGGGCUACUUGGCGCUGGGGCUCACCUACAGCCUGCAGGCCAGCGAUGCCACCCUGAAGUCCAAGCAAGACGAAUUGCACCGGAAGGCGCUGCAAACACUGGAGAGAGCCCAGCAGCUGGCGCCCGAUGACCCCCAGGUCAUCCUCUACGUCUCCCUGCAGCUGGCCCUCGUCCGACAGAUCUCCAGGGCCAUGGAGCAGCUGCAGGAGGCCCUGACAGUGUGCCGGGACGACGCCAAUGCCCUCCACCUGCUGGCGCUGCUCUUCUCUGCCCAGAAGCACCACCAGCACGCCCUGGACGUCAUCAACAUGGCCAUCACCGAGCACCCCGAGAACUUCAACCUGAUGUUCACCAAGGUGAAGCUGGAGCAGACGCUGAAAGGCCCAGAGGAAGCCCUCGUGACCUGCAGACAAAUGCUGCGCCUGUGGCAGACCCUGUACAGCUUCUCCCAGCUGGGAGGCCUGGAAAAGGACGGCAGCUUCACCGAGGGCCUCACCAUGAAGAAGCACAGCGGCAUGCACCUGACUCUCCCUGAUGCCCAUGACGCAGACUCCAACUCUCAGCGGGCCUCGUCCAUCGCAGCCUCGCGGCUGGAGGAGGCCAUGUCCGAGCUGACCGUGCCCGCCUCUGUCCUGAAGCAGGGCCCCUCGCAGCUGUGGACCACACUGGAGCAGAUCUGGCUGCAGGCUGCUGAGCUGUUCAUGGAGCAAAAACACCUUAAGGAAGCCGGUUUCUGUAUCCAGGAGGCGGCGGGCCUCUUCCCCACCUCUCACUCGGUGCUCUACAUGCGGGGCCGGCUGGCCGAGGCGAAGGGCAGCUUGGAGGAGGCCAAGCAGCUGUACAAGGAGGCGCUCACAGUGAACCCCGACGGAGUACACAUCAUGCACAGCCUGGGUCUCAUGCUAAGUCGGCUGGGCCACAAGAGCCUGGCCCAGAAGGUGCUGCGGGACGCCGUGGAGCGGCAGAGCACCUACCACGAGGCCUGGCAGGGCCUGGGGGAGGUGCUGCAAGCCCAGGGCCAGAACGAGGCCGCCAUCGACUGCUUCCUCACCGCCCUGGAGCUGGAGGCCAGCAGCCCCGUGAUGCCCUUCUCCAUUAUCCCCAGGGAGCUCUGAGCUCUGAGCAGCAGCAGCAGGGAGGGCUGGGGCCUCUGCGAAAUACAUCAGUAGUGAGCACGUGUGUGGGCUGCAGCCCAGUUCCCCGCGCCUUCCCUCUCCCACCCUGCCUUUCCCCAGGACUGGCUGGGCCUGGGUGCUGCUCAUCUGGAGCCAGGUGGACAAGAUUUGCAUCUGAAGCAAAUCCUCACUCCCUGGGCCACUGACACGGUGGCAUUUCUGCGUGGGGAAGUGGCUGGGAGAACACAGCUCCCAGCAGGUGCCAGCCAAGCGUGCACUGACGCCCAUGUGUCAUGGGCACGCACCUCCACCUGUCUCGAUGUUUCUGACACCUAGACCAGCCAGCUCUGCACAAGCCUGGCUCCUGAGCCUGGCAGCGCCACAGAUGAGCCCACAGCCGCCUCCGGCUGGGCCAAGGGGCUUUUCCUGGCCUCCUUCCUGGGUGCCUGGGAGACAGUCUGGCUUGAACCCUUGGUGACCUGGCCAAGUUGUGGUGACCAGACCCGCUCCACGAGAGCUGUGCCCUGCCCCCUCUACCAUGUGCAGUUGCCCGGGUGUCACCCGCCAGUCUCAGGACAACACAGCCUUCUGCAUGUCUCUCAGGUCUCCCAGGGCAGUCACAGCUUGGAGAAAGAGCGGGCAAGUGGGAAGAAGACGGGCCACUCUGGGCCUUGGGGGUCUGGCCAGGGGCCCUAACUCACCCUCUGUUUCCGUCCAGGGCCACAGCCCAGUAGCAUCUGUAGGCGCUCAGCCAGCAGCCCCCAUGAUGAGCCUCAGGGUAGGCAGGCAGCCUUGGAGCAGCCCUGUUGAUGCUGCAGUCCACACAUCAUUCCCACAGGUCCCUGGAGGUCUAAGAACGUGCGAGAGGUGGCCUCAGGGACUGUCCCCAGCACCCCAUCCCCCACAGCGCAUGGUUGUGCUUUCUGGGGUCCCCUGAGGCCAUGUGAGUGCCGCAGCCUGGGGCCGUGUCUGUGACAGACCCCGCUGUGGACUCAGAAGUCAGUGCCCUGCAGGCCCGCCGGGGAAGUCCCUUCUGGCCCACACUUUGGGUUUUGGGGUACAAAGCUCCUUCUGGUACCGCUCCCAUUUUCAGCUGUAUGGGAAGGUUGGCUGGGGGAGGCGUGCUUUGUCAUCACCCCAUCUGCCACGGAGGGAGAGGGCCCCUGGAGGCCCCCGCGCACUGCGCUGCCUCUGCACUAUGUGCCCCAAGGUGGCGACGCUGGCAGCCGGCGCUGCCUGGCCCUCCCGGGCGUCCGUCAGGAGCAUCCCAGAGGACACUGGCUGCUUUGCCUCUGGCUGAAGGAGCUCUGUAUGUGUACGUGUGUAUAUAAAUAUAAAUAUUUAUGUAUAUGAA